AUGAAGCGGGGGGGCGGCGGGCGCCGAGACACCUGCCGGCCCCGGGCGCGCUCGGGGCCCCCCCCCGUGCACACCCGCGCCUCUCCCUCCUUCCUCCCCUCCCGCCCCUGCCUCCCGCCGCAGCUGCAGAGCCUCCUCCUCCUCCUCCUCCUCCUCCAAGGACGAGUCCGGACCGACGGCGCCUGCCGGACCGGCGGCUCCGAGCGCCGGCGGCUGCGCGCUCGCUCCGGCGCUCGCUCCGGCGGCCCGCGGCAGCACCCCUGCCCGGCCUCUCCGGAGGCGAGAGCCCAGCCCCGGGUGCUGGGCGCCUCAAACGGCGCCGUGCACGGCCGGCUCGCGGAGGAGGGUCCCUGGCUGGACGCGGCGACGGACAUGGGCAGAGCGCCGGCGCACACCCUGCUACUGUCGAUGGUGCUGGGCUGCUCGGCCGUCUUCACCGACAUCCUGCUGCCCGGCCCCGAGGAGCCCGUGGUCAACGUGGCCGUGGUGUUCGGGGGCACGUCCUACCCGCUGCACAUCCGCUCCCGCCUCAGUCCCCAGAGCUUCCUGGACAUGCCCCUGGAGAUCCAGCCCAUCACGGUCGUGGUGAACAACACCAACCCCAGCACCCUGCUCACCCAGAUCUGCAACAUCCUCGCCAGCCACAAGAUCCACGGCAUCGUCUUUGAGGACAACGUGGGGACGGAGGCCGUGGCCCAGAUCCUGGACUUCAUCUCCUCCCAGAUGCAGGUCCCCGUCAUCAGCAUCAGCGGAGGCUCUGCUGUGGUCCUCACUCCGAAGGAGCCCGGAUCAGCUUUCCUUCAGCUGGGUGUCUCCAUUGAGCAGCAAAUUCAGGUGAUCUUCAAGGUCUUGGAGGAAUACGACUGGGGCUCCUUUGCCGUCAUCACCAGCCUGUACCCCGGCUACAACAUCUUCCUGGACGUCAUCCGCUCCUUCACGGAUGCCAGCUACUUCGGCUGGGAGCUUCAGGACGUGCUGACCUUCGAGAUGAGCCAGGAGCAGAGCAACUCACGGACGCAGCGUCUCCUGCGGCAGCUCGAUGCCCAGGUGCUCCUCGUCUACUGCUCGCGCCAGGAGGCCGAGUACCUCUUUGAGAUGGCGGAGCAGGCUGGCCUGGUGGGGCCGGGCUACGUGUGGAUUGUUCCCAGCCUGACGGUGGGCAACACGGAACGGCUGCCCAUCUCCUUCCCCGUGGGCCUCAUCAGUGUGGUGACGGAGAGCUGGAAAUUGAGCCUGCGCCAGAAGGUGCGGGAUGGUGUGGCCAUCAUCGCCAUGGGGGCGGCCAGCUUCUUCCGGGCCCACGGCUACCUCCCGGAUGUGGGACGCGACUGCCGGGCACCUGCCAGCACCACCACCAACAGCAGCUUCUACCGGCACCUCCUCAACGUGACCUGGGAGCACAGGGACUUCUCCUUCAACGAGGGCGGCUACCUGGUGCGGCCCACCAUGGUGGUCAUCUCGCUCAACCAGCACCGGCUCUGGGAGAUGGUGGGCAAGUGGGAGAAAGGCAUCAUCCACAUGAAGUACCCGGUGUGGCCCCGCUACGGCUCCUUCCUGCAACCCGUGGCCGACAACCGGCACCUGACGGUGGCCACGCUGGAGGAGAGGCCCUUCGUCAUCGUGGAGAACACGGACCCCAGCACGGGGGUCUGCGUGCGCAACACCGUGCCCUGCCGCAAGCAGACCAACUCCUCCCGAAGCGGCGAUGGCCCCGCAGACCCCUACACCAAGCUGUGCUGCAAGGGCUUCUGCAUCGACAUCCUGAAGAAGCUGGCCAAGGCCGUCAAGUUCUCCUACGACCUCUACCUGGUGACCAACGGCAAACACGGCAAGAUCGUCCGCGGGGUGUGGAACGGGAUGAUUGGUGAGGUGUACUACAGGCGAGCGGACAUGGCCAUCGGGUCGCUCACCAUCAACGAGGAGCGCUCCGAGAUCGUGGACUUCUCCGUGCCCUUCGUGGAGACGGGCAUCAGCGUCAUGGUGGCGAGGAGCAACGGCACCGUCUCCCCCUCCGCCUUCCUCGAGCCCUACAGCCCGGCCGUGUGGGUGAUGAUGUUCGUCAUGUGCCUCACGGUGGUGGCCGUCACCGUCUUCGUCUUCGAGUAUUUCAGCCCCGUGGGCUACAACCAGAACCUGAGCAGCGGCAAAAGGCCCGGCGGUCCCUCCUUCACCAUCGGCAAGUCCGUGUGGCUGCUCUGGGCCCUGGUCUUCAACAACUCGGUGCCCAUCGAGAACCCCAAGGGCACCACCAGCAAGAUCAUGGUGCUCGUCUGGGCCUUCUUCGCCGUCAUCUUCCUCGCCAGCUACACGGCCAACCUGGCCGCCUUCAUGAUCCAGGAGCAGUACAUCGACACGGUGUCGGGGCUGAGCGACAGGAAGUUUCAGCGGCCGCAGGAGCAGUACCCCCCGUUCCGCUUCGGCACCGUGCCCAACGGCAGCACCGAGAGGAACAUCCGCAGCAACUACCCCGACAUGCACACCCACAUGGUGAAGUACAACCAGCGCUCGGUGGAGGACGCGCUCACCAGCCUCAAAAUGGGGAAGCUGGACGCCUUCAUCUACGACGCGGCAGUGCUCAACUACAUGGCCGGCAAGGACGAGGGCUGCAAGCUGGUGACCAUCGGCAGCGGGAAGGUCUUUGCCACCACGGGCUACGGCAUCGCCCUGCAGAAGGACUCGCGCUGGAAGCGGGCCAUCGACCUGGCCCUGCUGCAGUUCCUGGGAGACGGUGAGACACAGAAGCUGGAGACAGUGUGGCUGUCGGGCAUCUGCCAGAAUGAGAAGAACGAGGUGAUGAGCAGCAAGCUCGACAUCGACAACAUGGCUGGAGUUUUCUACAUGCUGCUGGUGGCCAUGGGGCUGAGCCUGCUGGUCUUCGCCUGGGAGCACCUCGUCUAUUGGAAGCUGCGGCACUCCGUCCCCAAGUCCCACAAGCUUGACUUCCUCCUGGCCAUCAGUAGGGGCAUUUACAGCUGCUUCAACGGGGUCCAGACCCUGGCGAGCCCCGUGCGGGCGCCCACCCCCGACGUCACAGCCGGCUCAGCCCAAGCCAACGUGCUGAAGAUGCUGCAGGCCGCCAAGGACAUGGUGUCGACGGCCAGCGUGGGUGGCUCCCUGGAGACCGCCACGCGCACCAUUGAGGACUGGAGCAGCCGCAGCGAGCGCCUCCAGACCACCUUCUCGCUGAGGACACCCCAGCUCGUGGUGCAGAACAGCACCGGCGCCCACCGGCACCCCGCUGCCGGCCCACCGCAGAGGUUCAGCCGGGUCUACGUGCCCAAGGGUGCUCCUCCAGGCCUGCCCCAGCCCGUCCUGGUGGACUGCAGGCUUCCCGGGGACGAGAAGUGGCGAGGGGCCAACGAGCAGCCCCCCGUCCUUCACCCGCUGAGGUUUCGGGGCGGCUGUUCGGGGGACGUAUCACUGCCGGGCCCCGCAGCGGGCGCUUUCCCCCACCUCCUGGUGAAGACCAUGCCGGAGGGGGACGGCCGAGACCAGACGCCGAUGGGCAACCACGUGGGUGCCGCCUUGUCCCCCCUGACGCCGCCCAGGGAGCUUCCCCCUCCGGACAUCUACCGGGAGCACAAGCGGGCGCCGGCGCGGGGCGACCGGCUGCAAACCGCCCCGGCGCUCUACGGGGACGGCGGGCCCGGGCGCCCGGCGCCGCUGCCGCGGCUGCUCUCCGCGCCCACCGAGGAGGCGGCGGGGAGCCCUGUCCGGCCGCCCUCGGGCGCCCACGGCUCCUUGCCCGGAGCCGAGAGGACUUGCAGAGCCUGGGGGCCGGGGGCCGGCGCGGCGGCGGAGCAGGAGAGGCCGAGCCGGCGCGCGGCCUCGUGCCGGGCGGCGCGGGAGCGGGGCGAGAGGCGGCGUGGGCUCCGCGGCGGCGGCGGGGGCAGCUCGCCCGCCCGCGCCGACGUGCCCGACCUCUUCCCCGCCGGCUGCGGCCCCGCGGCCGAGGGCCCGGCGCCGCCGGGGGCCCGGCUGCCCUCGUACCGGGAAGCGUGCCGGCACGGCCCCCGCCCCGCCGACGGCACCCUGCCCCUCUACCCGGGACGCCUCCGCCGCGGGUCCCCGCCGGGCCGGAGCGCCGGGCGCCCCGACAGCGCUACCCGGGACUGCGGGAGCCGCGCGGCGCCGGCCUUCCCG
Messenger RNA from Rhea pennata, 4143 nucleotides. It is a transcript of the gene GRIN2C, whose product is annotated as glutamate ionotropic receptor NMDA type subunit 2C. Gene Ontology annotation, molecular function: NMDA glutamate receptor activity. Gene Ontology annotation, biological process: monoatomic ion transport; long-term synaptic potentiation; excitatory postsynaptic potential. NCBI's taxonomy places the organism in Eukaryota, Metazoa, Chordata, Aves, Rheiformes, Rheidae. The record is from RefSeq and is a predicted model, not a curated record. Gene Ontology annotation, cellular component: plasma membrane; NMDA selective glutamate receptor complex.